UGAGCAAACGCUCCGUUUCGGAAAGAGUUUCACCAAAAAGAAGGGGGGGGGCGGGGGUGCAAAAACACAUCGUUUGCGUGCCAUUUGCGUUUGUCGCCUCCACAGCAAACAUUUAAAUUGAACGCAAGAUUUAUCCGGCCUGGCUGCCAGGACGACUUGUUAUGUGCACAUAUGAUGAUAUGUAUGUGAAGAAAGAGGUUAUAUCGAUUAAAAAAAUGGCGGUGUCCCAAAUGUCGGAUAUUGCUCUUCGCGUCUGAUGUAAUUCACGUGACGAGCGUGGGCUUCUUAACGCUUGCGAGCGACCUAGUUUCCCGAGGCGUGUUGCUGUACGCGGUUAGAUAUAUAAUUUGCAGAAUAUAACGGAAGGAGGCCUUGUUUUUGUCCCUAAAAGGCGAGCUGGAUCGACGCCAUUUUGGCUCUCGGGCAUCUCCCCCCUCGCGCUGCGGGUUUCUGAGCCACAAUGGCGACCUGUCUGUCGGGCGAUCUGCGCCGUGGCGUCGUCGGCUGUUAGAGCGGGGGAUGGGGACGCGCUGUUUUUGUGUUGCAUUCCUGCGGUGCGCGUGACCUCUGACCCCGUUGUUUGUGCCGUCGCCCCGAUCGCGCUCUCGCAUUCCACAGUGCGCGUUUCCUGCAGUAUGCCACAGGCGCUCGCAGCUGCUGCGGCUCGCUCGUGUUCGUGGUCCCACUCGUACUCGUGGGGGUGCUCGUGCGCCCAGCGCCUCUUCUUCUUGGUCGCGUGAGCCGAGCGGGGAGCGGCGGUCGACGCACGGUGGACAUUUUUUUUUUUCUUCUUCUUCUUGCAGCGCGCGGCGGAGCGCCUCGGCUUGUGUGACACCGAGCGGUUCGUAGACCGAGCGGCGCGGCGCAGGGACUUGGGAGCGAGACUCAGAGCGACUCGACUCGAGUGCGAGCAGCGGGAACGCGAGCGAUCAUCACGGUGCCCUGCCCUGCUGCGUGUCUGUGACAGACCGAGCCGUGUUUACAGACGAAGUCGAGGAGGACAAGGAAGGAGCAGCGCGAGGAGAUGAAGGACAAACAGAAGAGAAAGAAGGAGCGCACGUGGGCCGAGGCGGCGCGCAUGGUGCUAGAGAAUUUUUCCGAUGCCCCUAUGACACCCAAACAGAUACUGCAUGUCAUUCAGACCAAGGGUCUCAAGGAGAUGAGGAGUGGCACGGCACCCCUCGCCUGCCUGGUGACCAUGCUGCACUCCCAGGUCCGUGGUGACAGGGUCAAGAACAGCAUCUUCUUCAAGCUGCCUGGGCGCAUGAGCCUCUUCACACUUAAGAAGAACGCCCUCCAGUGGACGAAGGGACCCGCAGGAGCGGAACCUGCUGAAGCGGCCGGCGCUGCGACGGGGCCAGGAGCCGGAACUGGGGAAAGUGGCGAACAGGAAAGCUGCGAUUCGACCGAGACGACAGCCGCCAGCGGGGAGAACGACGCAUCUGUGGAUGAAACCUCAUCCAGUGCCUCAUGCUCCACAGAGCCCCAGCCUCGCCUGAGCCGCUCUUCACAGUCGAGCAGACAGAGGAAGAAGGCUGUGAUGAUGCCACGCGUUGUCCUCACGCCCCUCAAAGUCAACGGAGAGCAUGUCCCACCAGGACUCCCAGGGAAGCGCAGGGAAGGGUCGGGGGGGGCCUCGGGGUCCCGGCCCCCGCUGUGCAGCCGCUCCGAGCUGGGCUGGAGGCACGGCCAGCGCUUCAAGAGCAUGCGCGCCCUCCGUUCAGGGCCUAUGAAGAGAAGCCGAGGUGUGGAGGUGGACUUUGAGACGCCAGGCUCCAUCCUGGUGAACACCAACAUCCGUGCCCUCAUCAACACUCGCACCUUCGCUGCCUUCCCUCCUCACUAUCAGCAGCAACUGCUCAUGCUUCUCCCGGAAGUGGAUCGCCAGGUUGGCCCCGAUGGCCUGGCCCGUCUCAGCAGCUCAGCGCUCAACAACGAGUUUUUCACCCAUGCCUCUCAGAGCUGGAAGGAGAGGCUUGCUGAAGGUGAGUUCACCCACGAGAUGCAGGCACGCUUCCGCCAAGAGAUGGAGAAAGAAAAGAAGGUAGAGGCCUGGAAGGAGAAGUUCUUUGAGGAAUACCAUGGGCAAAAGUCUGGCUUGACCCAGGAGGAGUCCCUCAAGCUGACGAUGGACGACGGAGACGAUGUGGUGGGCAGGGAUGUGGCCGGCGAAACGCUAGCAGGGGCAACAACGGCUGCCACUGUGGCCCCCAAACGGCGCAGUGUAGGGCGGCGGCGGCGAGAUGGGCGCAUGCGCAGACGUUCUCGGGCCGACCUGAGGCGGCGGGCCCGGCGGCCGCUCUGCAAGGUGGCGCCGGCGACGGAGCCAACGGAAAAGCAGCUGUCCUCGGACACCUCAGCACCCACGCCCACCCCCUCGUCCACGUCGGAGGCCAGCGGUGCCCCCACAGAGGUUGUCCUCCAGACAGAGUCUGGAGCUGAGCUGCACGACAUCCCCACUUCCCCCGCUGUUGCCACGGAGCCGGAACCUGAAGUGUCCACCCGGCUGUCCCCAGAGGUGGCAGAGGUCUCCACGGUGUCCUCCUCGUCAGACUCACCCUCUCCUUCCUGCUCGUCCUCUCCCUCGUCGUCCUCGGAGAGACGGGGCUCCUUCACCACCGGAUCAGACGCGCCUGCCGCCGCCGCCAGCCCUCUGGACCAAGGUACCUCCUGCAUUAGUGGCGAUGCCUCGGCCAGCGCCAGCCGUGACAGCAGCCCAGCAACAAGCCCAGCCAGCCCCGUGGCGCCGGCCAAGGAGCAGAAGAGGAGGGCCGAGGAGCCCCAGGGCCACAGCAGCUUUCCCGAGAAGAGGCCGCGUCUCGAUGACCGUCAGUCCUUUCGUAACACAGUUGACUGUGUUCACUCCGAAAAGCCCCAGCCCACAACGGAAGAACCCAAGGUCCCACCGAUCCGGAUUCAGCUCUCCCGAAUCAAACCGCCGUGGGUUAAGGGUCCGCCAACCUACCAGAUCUGUCCCCGCAUUGUGCCCCCCGGCGAGGGCUCCCGUCGCUGCGGCACCGGCGCUCGCACCCUGGCCGACAUCAAGGCUCGUGCUCAGCAGGCCCGAGCCCAGCGUGAGGCCGCUGCUGCUGUUGCAGCCACUGGGGACGGGGCAGGGCCGGGCGGGGCAGGCCCGGGGGGCGGUGCUGGAGUAUCGGAUCGCGGCAGCACCAGCCGGCGCACCAGAGAGCACCCGGGCCCCGUCGAACCUGGAGGGGCGGGGGGCGGCGGGGGAGGAAGAGCGAGCCACCCGGAGGAGCAGGGAGUGGCUCCGCACACUCAUCAUCCAGGAACACAACUACAGCUGCCCUCUGUAGAGCUCACAGCUCCGCCCUCUUCACAGCCAUGCCCAGAGACACUGUGUGAUGCUCCAGCAGAGGGAGGCCCUGAGGUGACCUUGCCGGAAGAGGUGUCCGUGUCUACAGGAGAGCUCAGCCCCCUGGGCGCCACCUUGGACACGCCAGCGCUGUCAGGCAUCGAAACAGAGGCGGGGACAUCCCCAGAUGAGGAGGCUGAGGAAGGCGAUGCCCAGGACUCCUCAUGUGACCCCAUCCCUGAGUGCAGGGCAGUCAUCUUGUCGGGCAGCCAGAGCAGCUCGGGUGCACUGCCUCUCCUGGCACCCACCUCCAUCCCAGACACACUACCCAGGUUUGGAGCCCGUGGUGUGGAUGUCAUAAGGACUCUAGCCUCCGUUCAGCCCUCGGAAGGGGAGAACGCUGGUGACAAGCUACCGGAGGGCAGCAUGGCUCAUAGCUCUGUGGGUGCGGUUUCGGACGAUUGUCAGCAGAAGCCAGAGUCCAAGGAGACAUCUCCUAAGCUCAGUAAUGGAAGGAGUGAGGAAGAGAGCGAUGAGGAAGGAGCCCCGGAGCUGUGUGGCCCAGAAGCAGCUCUUCCCGCUCCAGUGGACUGCCAGGUCGGUCCCGGGCCACCGCAGCUUCCCAGUAGUGUUGAUGAGGACCUGGGCAGGGACAGCGACUCCACAGAGACCGCCUCGGACUUCGAGAACGAGACCAAUGAGGACUCGAGUGACUGGUGCCUGGAGUCGAAUUCAAAGAAGGUCCAUGUUGUAAUGGCCGGCCCAGUUGUGGCCCUUUCUUCAAAGGCUGAUGAUGGAGUCGGCUACACCCAAAACCCCGCCCACAACCAGCCUCAACUGUCAGAUGCCCCUCAGAGCCAGCCAGUCAAUCAGGCCCACUCUCCGAGCGCCACCCGUAGCCAGUUAAUAAGCCAGGCCCAUCAUGCGAGCCCCCCGCUGAAGCAGGCAGCCAUUGCUGCCCUCAGCCAGCCUGUGCAGAGCCCUCCCCAGAAUCGGGCUGUGGUGCCGGCCCACCUUCAGCUGGAGAGGAACCAGAUUGCCCCCGUGGUGCUGAAGGCCGGAGACGCUGACAGUUCAUGGAGUAGAGCCGACGCAGACGAAUGCAGGACCCAGGGGAAAGUUCCCGUGCCCCCCACUGAGGACUGCAGGGCCUCGCUGAGACUGACCAGUACCGCUAGCGCCCCCAGGAAGGUCGUCAGCUCCGUGCGGCCGCUUUCCUCUGUAGAGGCCAACAACCCGCUGGUGACGCAGCUGCUGCAGGGGAGCCUGCCCCUGGAGAAGGUGCUGCCCCAGCCCCACUCGGGCAGCAAGCUGGAGAUCAGCCGCCUGCCGGCCACUGUGCCGGCAGCAGGUCUUCCCCAACUGCAGCCCCACAGUACCGCCCGGCUGGAGCCAGGCCGCCAUCCCAGCGGGCAAACCAGGAACCCGGUGCUCCGGCCUCGGGGUGCACCCAGUCCUCCGGAGUCACUUGGCCCCGAAACGUUCCCCGAGCUAUUGGCUCAGAGUCACAUCAAGACUCCAGUGUCCCGUGCCUCCUCCGCAAUGGGGCGGAGCUGUGGCUCAGCCCCUCCCCCUCCAGCACCUAGGUCGCUGCAGCUGCAGGAACAGCGGCGUGAUGUGUCGCAGCACAUUGCCGCGGUGGGGGCGGUGCCUGUGAUCACGGCACUUUCAUCCUCCCGGCGGGCCUCAGACUUCAACCAGAACACGGCCUUUGAUCCCGCACCGGUCAAGGAGCCAUCUGCAACGGAGCCACCCCAAGACGGCGUCCCAGAGAGACCCCAUGGCCAGCCACACCCGAGCACGUCACAGCCGCACUGCCGUGCUGUGGCAGAGACUCCUUCCCCACCGCACGGGGACCUGUGCCCCUCGGAGGUUGUCCCCACCGUUAAGAUCGAUUGGCGGCCCAAACCGAGCCCCCAGUUGUCCCCUGCGCCGGCACCUACCGUCAAGAACGAAGCAGCACGACCCUCCUGUCAGGCCCUCGCCAAGAGCGCCGCUUCCGUCAUCACCAAAAAAGAGCCGCAGAACUGUGCGGAAUUGCGCGAUCCCUUCCCGGGGGCACCAGGGGGCGCUAUGGAGAGCCUGCGCAACAUGGAGAUGUCCCUGGUGCGGAUGGCUAAGAAGGAGCAGGGCAAAGCGUACGCACGGCCCACGGACUCCACCUCGCCGUCCUCCUCGGUGCCCUUCCAGGUGAGCCUACAGCAGCAGCUCUACGGCAAGCUGCCCAAGCUGCCCCCUGGUGGCGGGAGCGGUGGAACUUUCAGCUACACGGCCAAUGUGUCGGUCGUGGACGGCAGCGGCUUUUCGCGCAACAUCGCAGACGGCGUCCUGCAGCUGCGGCAGCGUGCCGGUUCCGGCGCCUCGCUCAGCAUCCAGGCGUUCGCGGAAAGCACGGCCGACGAAGUGGCGCUCAAGUGCUCCUGCAGACUCAAGGCCAUGAUCAUGUGCCAGGGCUGCGGCGCCUUCUGCCACGACGACUGCAUCGGGCCCUCCAAACUGUGCGUGUCCUGCCUUGUGGUCAGAUAGUACCCCUCAGGCAAUGUGCCCACGUUGCCCCGCGCCUUGGUGGAUAGGGCGGGGCACAGGAAAUAUCGUCUUGUAUGAUAAAAUCGGUCUGUAUUUUUGUUGCAUAUUUUUUCUAAAUCUGUUAUGGUUGUUGAUGUUAUGUGAAUUUAUAGGGCAUGAUUGCUUAUAAAUCGUGCCUUUCUUUGAGUUUCAUUAUUAUUAUUAUUAUUAUUAUUAUUAUUAUUAUUGUUGUUGUUAUUAUUGUUAUUAUUCACAAUAACAUUUACCUCAUCUCCUCCGACACCAUCAGUGUUGCGUCGGUCGCGGUCGUUCCCUCUUCUCCAGUUCAGCUUCAGUGCACUUUGCACGUUGGGGAGAUUUGUGUGUCUUUGUCUCACAAAGAAAUAUUUUUUUAUUCAUUAAACAAGUGAAUUACGUUUAGUUUUUCUAAGUCCUUUCGUUUGCCUUUAUUUUGGAGCUACAUCUGUAUUGGGCAGUAAAGCACAGUAUUCUAAUAAACCUGGCAUUGAGCC
This is a messenger RNA of Scleropages formosus (Asian bonytongue), 6354 nucleotides long. It is a transcript of the gene asxl1, whose product is annotated as ASXL transcriptional regulator 1. The coding region runs from base 1025 to 5842 and encodes 1605 amino acids. The record is from RefSeq and is a predicted model, not a curated record. The transcript is spliced from 12 exons. Gene Ontology annotation, biological process: animal organ morphogenesis; positive regulation of transcription by RNA polymerase II. Lineage: Eukaryota; Metazoa; Chordata; Actinopteri; Osteoglossiformes; Osteoglossidae. Gene Ontology annotation, molecular function: chromatin binding; peroxisome proliferator activated receptor binding; DNA binding. Gene Ontology annotation, cellular component: PR-DUB complex.